Aspergillus candidus is the source of this 2323-nucleotide messenger RNA. RefSeq lists its product as uncharacterized. The transcript has 2 exons. Lineage: Eukaryota; Fungi; Ascomycota; Eurotiomycetes; Eurotiales; Aspergillaceae. The record is from RefSeq and is a predicted model, not a curated record. Bases 169 to 2100 code for a protein of 643 amino acids.
GAAAAGAGAAAGACAAAAAUUCAAAGCAUAAAAUAAAUUGGGACCGUCUGAAGUCUCUGACGCAGUGGCCUCAGUCUCGCGCAAACUCUAACAGCACCAAACUACGAAACUCAAAUUUACUUAUAUUGGAUCAACCCUCCUUUAUUGAAACCAAGGUGCACAUUCAUCAUGUCACCUCACCAGUCGUCAAAGCGCCUGGGCGCCAAGGAAAUCCAUCGCAAUUCCAGCCCUCUAUCCAACUUUUCCCCGAAACGUCUUAGCAAGGCAGUGUCGCUGGGUCCUCUCAGUUCGGACCGCAAACGCAGAGCGUCGUCGUCCGUCUCUAGCGUGUCUUCUGUCUCCUCGAUUGAACUUAGCGACGAUGCGAACGAUUCCGAGGAGGAUGCCGAUGACGAGGAUGAAAGACAGGCGGUCCGGGUUUCGUCGUACGGUCGUCGCGAACGGUCUCAUAAGGCGGGCUUAAAAUCGAAAAAGCGGUCGAGAAAGAUGAGAGAGUCGGAUGACGACGGAUACGAUGGCCAAAGAAGUGGCAACGAUGAUGACUCGGAGGACAGCUCCGACGAUAUCUACGCAGCGGUGGACUACAUUAGUGACGGGGACGAUGGGGAAGAUGGCGACGUGGAGAAACUGGAGGAGAUGAUGAUCAUGGAAUCUGAGACGGAACAGGGGUUUAAUCCCUUUGCCGCGACUUCCGGUGGAGAUGCCCAAGCUUGGACGGGCCCGAACGUCUUUGAAGAUCAUAUGCUCCUGUCGACCGCCUCCUUCUUCGACGAGGAUCAGCUCUACAGUGCGAUGCAGACGUUUGGAGACAAUGAGCUCGCCAGCGAGACGGCCGUGGAGACACCGGUGCCGCGGCGGGUGCAUUUCGAAGAGUAUUCCGACUCUUCUUCGGACAGCGAUUCUCACACCGAGGAUGAGAUCCCCAGCGACUUUUUACAGCAGGACUCGCUCGAUCCGCAACUGCGACGGAUGAUUGAGAGUGACAAUGAAACCUACAAGCGCCACCAUCGUCGGCAGUCCGAGGAGAUGUUCGCCGAGUCGGAUUAUGGCCAUUCCAACAUUUACCACGUGGAGUCCGACGCCGCUGCAUCCGAGGGAUCCGAGUCGAGCGGCUAUGAGACCGAUGAUGGCGAGACUACAGACGAAGAUCUUCCACCCCCAGCGACCAUCACCCACCCGCGAUCGAUUCUCCGUCGCGACUCCUCUGCCUCACUGGCCCCAACGGCGGACGACAAGAGUGAUACUCCUUCUCGUCGACGGGGUCCCGUCAUGGGGACGUUCGUCGCAGACCCUCACAAGCCGGUCGCCCUGGUGGACUGCACUGGCAAGCACCUGGUGAUUAUACCCGCCUACGCAUCAUCCCGCCAUGAUUGGCUGGAGUCCACGACCAACAGCAACUGUAACACGGCCAACAAUAGUCCGCGGGCGACCACGAUGCAUCUCGUAGACGAAAGUGAUACGGAUGCCCUCGUCUCACCCAGCCAUAUUGACUUGAGUCCCAUGCUGGCCUCGAGCGCCAACCUCAUGAUGACAGCCCUCGGGAAUGAUAUCGCUCCCGGCGGUCAGGUCAUGGGGCCCCCUGAGGCAUUCUACCCGUCGCAGGAGUUCACCAUUGACAGUUCCUUCGAGGACGAUGAGGAUGAGGAUCCCGAGUCGGUACUAAAUGUGAACGACUUCAUCGACUUCGGCGAUGGGUCGUCCGACGACGACGACAUGGGGAAGGCGUCCGAAGACGACAUCCUCGCGUCGCCGAUGGCGCCUCCCUCCAUCCACACCGCCGCGGGCACGCCAACCCCCAGCCGCUGCGAGGAGAUGCAGCCGGCGACCAGUGCGGAGCGAUUCCUCAACCACCUGGACCAGGGCAUCGUCACGGCCUUCCGCCGAAACCACAAUCGCUACCAAGCCCUGCUACGCCUUCCCCAGCACCGAGAGUUCAUGCCCGCCAACUCCCCCUCCCGGGCGACCAGUGUGUUCCGACAUGCGCGCCAUGCGGACCAACGCACGCCGACGCGGAAACGCAAGGCUGGUGGGUACACGGGGGGCGAAGCUGUCCGACGCAAGCUCAUGGAUGCCCACCGCCGCGGCCAGCUUCCUUUCUAAACAUCCACAACCCCCGAGAUCCAAAGAAACGAACCACGCCCCGAGGGGGUGUGUCACCGGUUGCCUUGUGCACCGUGGCUUGUGGCACCAUGACCAUUUGAUGGCCACUGACGACGCUUGAGUCCCGCUUUAUCUCCGAAGACCAAUUGAUCCUCUUCUUUUUUUUUUUCUCCUUCCCCUCACAUCUCGAUUGCAUCCAGUCGUCGUCGAUGAGAUCGACGCA